AUGAUGUUCAGACCCUCUCUUUUCCAUCUGCUCUUCUACUGUGCAACCCAGACACUGGGUGUCAAGAUCCAGUCUGAACCAGAAGUCAGCGGUGAGGGUGUCAUACAGACAGAGCUGCAGAGAACAGUGACUCUUCUCUGCCUGCCUGACGGCGGCUCUGAGACUCAGGCUGACGAAGAGCUGGUGUGGCUGAGGAAUGGCGCUGUGGUCAUUCUGAGGGAAGAAAACAAGAAGGGUCGCAGCAGCGUGUGUGUUACACCCGUCAUCCAUGAAGAUAACGGUGCCACUUUCACCUGCCACCUGAGCAGAAAUGCCACAAUUAGGGCCUCAGUCACCCUGAAUGUCACAUAUCACCCACAGCUCUCUGGGUCAGAGGAGGUUGCAGUAGAAGAUGAGUCAGCGCUAGUCCUGCGGUGUGAUAUCUGGGCCAAUCCACCGGUCUCAUCUGUGUUGUGGACACUAAAUGGAAGCGCAGUGGAUCUAUUUGCAGGUGGUUUCACGGUGACCAAUGACGGCUUUACAAGCCAGCUGACUGCCAGCAGCGUGGAGAAAAGCGUGCAUGAAGGCACGUAUCAGUGCACAGCUAACUCUCCCGUCUAUGGAGAACACAGCAAGCGCUUUCAAGUCACAGUAACAGAAAAGACCAUGAAGUUCCCACUGAUGCCCAUGAUAGCGGGGCUGGUGGUGGUGAUCUUUACUGCACUUCUUGCUGUGGUUUCACGGUGGAGCAAAAUCACAAAGGUAACGUACAAAACAUACACACAUAUGGCUCAGGGACUGACUCUGAAUCAUUGCAAACCAAACCCACUAAUGCUUUAUGUCUCUUUUGACAGUGCUGCAAGUAAGUUGUGUCAGUUGGUCUCUGCUUCACCAAAUGAGGCCAUGAAGAUACCACCCCUCUCGACUGAGUGCAAGAGACUGUGAUCGCCCAUUUAUGUAGCCCCGUUUUUAAUUUUAUAUGAUAUUUAAAAAGAAAGGUUCAGCAUUUUAGGAAAUGCAUCUCUUCGCUUUCUUGCUGAGAUUUUGAAGACAAAUCCCACAUCUGUCUGUGAAACGUGAAGCUACAGCACAGCGGCUGGUUAGCUUGGCUUAGCAUAAAGACUGGAAUCAAAGGGAAACAGCUAGCCUCGCUCUGGUCAGAGGUAACCCCUUAUAAAACUAGAGUGGGUGGUUUAUAAACAAAAGUUAAUGUGUUAAUUAAUGAGCUUUAUAAGUGCUGGAAGGUGAAUUUUACUUAACUCUAGAAUCAGAAUAGCUAGACCUAUUUCUCCUGUUUCCAGUGUUUGUGCUAUGCUAAGCUAAAGAGCUGCAGGGAGUAGCUUCGUAUUUACCAUAGAGUCGUAGGAGUGUUAGCAAUAUGACUCUCGACAAUAAAGCAAAUAAGCAUUUUUCCUAACAUGUCUUUUAAAAUCUACUGUCUACUGUACUAGCUGUUGUUCAUUUAUUUGACCAUUGAUUAUGGCAGCAGGAUCUGUGAAGUUUGCUACAAUACCUUGAGAUGAUCCUUAAACCUGUUAUUUAAUCGUGUGAUGCGCCCUGACCCUGUGAUGCAAAAGUGGGUUUUAAGUCUCCAUCACCUCUUUUCUUGUUGAUAUCUUUGGAAUAAA
This is a messenger RNA of Seriola aureovittata, 1607 nucleotides long. It is a transcript of the gene tmigd1, whose product is annotated as transmembrane and immunoglobulin domain containing 1. The record is from RefSeq and is a predicted model, not a curated record. The transcript is spliced from 4 exons. Bases 1 to 924 code for a protein of 307 amino acids. NCBI's taxonomy places the organism in Eukaryota, Metazoa, Chordata, Actinopteri, Carangiformes, Carangidae.